CCUUUUCGUUCCCGAGCGCGUGCGUCUGGUGACAUUACCACAUGACUGAUUAAAACUUGAAAAUAUUUCCGAAGCUACACAUUUGUAAGUAUUAAUAAAUUUACUGAUCAAACAAGCUAUUUUUAUCCAACAUUUCUAUAUACUUUUCAUAUUUAUAGGAUUUAAGAAUACAUAGUUAUAUCCAUAUUUUAAUUAGCUUGUUGACGUGCUCAGCUUCUUUUUUUUAAUUAACAUUUUCUGUUCUAAAUUAUUUAAUAAAUGUUAAAAUAAAGUGUUAUAAUUCAUUUAUAAAUACUAAUUUGGUAUUUUCCAUUAUGUAGGUUUCGUUGGAAUACAAUCAGAAGAUAUUAAAUAUACGGUAAAUCGUUAUUUUAGUAAGUCAAGUUGGACAACGUGGUUACAUUGUUAAUAGGCUUAAUUUAUUUCGUUGUUUUUUUCAUUACUUCGAAAGCUAUUAAAAUUACUUUUAUUAAGGCAGAUUAUUCUUUGAGCGGUUGAUGAGAAAGUGUCCUAUUUGCUUUAUUUUCAAAGAGAUACGAGAUAUGAAAGAUGAGUAGGGGAAGAAGUUUGUCGACUGGAGACCUAACAAGUCUUCUAAAGCAGGAAAAUUGUAAACGUUGCUUUUAUCGAAAGACUUGUGAGAAAGGCGUUCAAACAGACGAUAUAGAAUGUAUAGACAAAACUGAAGGUGAAAACAAGCUGAGUGCGGAGGCAGUGGAUCUUCCUGAAAUUUCAAUUACUAUCUCUGAACUUGUUUCUGAACCUAUCAGUAAACCUGAGUGGGAUGAAGAAAUUCUUAAUGAAUCAAAAGAAUCUGCCAUUGUCAUAGUUUGUCAAGAUGACCAAGAAGCGAAAGAAACUGAUCUCGAUACAAAUGAUAUUGAGGACGAUAGUUUAUUGGCCGAUGAAAAAACAACAUUCGUUAUGAACAAGACUGAGGAAACACAUACCUCUAAUCAAUCUAGUAAUAUGGACAACAAUGGCUCUGACAGUAAUGAUAUGGAUGAUAGUCUAUUGACUGUUGAUCAAACAGAAUUUGAUAUGAAUAUGAAAUCUUUUCCCAGCAAGACUGAGGAAGAGCAUGCCACUGAUCAAUUUAAUAAAGUGGUUAGUGAAUGCAUUGAAAAGCCGGAGGAUAAAAUACAAAACUCUAAAACAUCAAGUGAACACCAAACGUCCGAAAGAAUUGAAGAAUAUGAAUACUCGGACAUUAAGGCUUCUCUAAUACUGCCAGAUUCGCUGGACCCGUUGUAUGAAAAUGUAAAAAAUUUAAAAAUAAACGCAAGCACGAGACUGAUAAAAGAUUUAAUUGGAUUCCCAAUAUUAGACACACAGAUUAAUGAUAAAAAUGAGGAAAAUUCUGAGAAAACCAAAGUACGUCAAGGAGAAUUAGAGAAGACAACUACAGAGUAUGAUAAAGAAAAAAUAUAUGGUCAAAACAAUACACAGGAUUCGUUGAACAAGAGGCCAGGAAUUCUACGUAAAAUUAAGAACACUCAGGAAGAUAAUGAAAUUCAGAUCCAGGCUAAGGCCAAACCGAAGAAAAAAGUUGUAUUCAUAGGCAUUCCCGAUGAAACUGAAGACGAGACGAACGACGAGACAACUCACAGAACCACAAAUUCCUUUCUUGACUUGAAGAAUUUCGAGGUUCAAUGUGAGGAUAGUAAGAUAAUGGAAAGUGACAUAAGAGAUUUUUGCAAAGAUUUCGAUUAUUGUUCAGAAGCUCCAACAAAAAUAUCUACUAAACUCACACAGAACUUCACUGAUGUCGAAAGUACAAUGGAAGCCUGGAUAACUUCAUUCUAUCAUAAGUUUUUAAACAAGUUGAAAAAUGACCGAAUCCUGACUGAUGGCUACAUAAAUCUCAAUAUCAGAUUUGAUGAUCAAUCGGAAUUGAUGGUUAGGGUACAUAAGAAUGAGGUAAUAGGGAAACUACGACAAAUGAUGGAAAGAAGGAGUUUUAAAAAAACAAUAGGAUGUCAGUUUUUCUUUGAAGGAAAAAGACUUGAUGAAUCACAUCAAAUCGUAUCAGUUCCAAAUUUGGCUAAUGGUAGUGUUUUGAAUCUCUCUCUUAGUAAUUUUGAUCAUUAUUCGAUGAGGAAAUAUUUGAAGGACUUUUGGAAGAUGUUGAACUCACAAGAAAGUAUAGAAGCAUAUUUGGGUGUUAACGGUCGCUCCCUCUGCUUUGUUCAUGUUGUUUUGAAUUCAGAUCAAAAUAUUUUUAGACCAAUACCCUUUUUUAUACCUUUGCCAGUUAAAGAGGGGCAUAAACUAUCUAUGUUUCAUCCAAAUCAAACUAACAAAGGAAAUUACAAGUUUUUUAUGUCUCCGUGCUUAAAGAAAUUUUGUCUCAGUGGGUGGAAUCCUCCUCCAAUAUCCCGAAAGAAUAAAGGGGAUUUGUUUUAUUUAUCUAUAGAAACUUUAGAAGAUCGAAAAACACAGAUAACUUGUUGUACAAGAGGCUUUUAUAUAAAUCAGUCAACUGAUACUGAAUUUAAUCCGGCGCCUGAAACUCCUUCUUUAAUGAGCAAUAACCUAAUUGAAACUCUCUCAUUCCUAAGUCCGGGAUUUAAGCAAUGUUAUAGUGUUAAAGAAGAAUAUUACGGAAAGAGACAUUUAUUUGAAUUUCACUCUUCUCCUCAACAAGUGUACUCUUGGCUGUCGCCAAAGCUUCCAAUUGAUCAUCGGCACGACUUCUCAAUGUGGGAUUUUCCCACUGGUCAUGAAGUUAUAGACCAUACCAUUAAUUCUCAGAUACAAUCCAUUCUUGAUAAGAAGGUUUCUAAACUCCAUGAAGAAAUUCAAAAGGAAAAAGAUUUAUAUGACCUUCAAAUGAAAUUUAGCUCUGCAGCAACAAAGAUAUUUUCUUCUCUUAUUGACGAUCGUGAAGGGCGGGUGGUGGAAGGAAAAGAUGGAGAAAUUAUCAUUCUCAACGGUUUAAGGAUUAAAAUUGUUAAGAAUGAUAACUCAUACGCAGCUGCUAAUGCUGAUGUUCGAAAUACUCGACGAGCAGGGAGAGCAAAAGCAGAAAAAUUACGUUUUCUAACGAAAAUUCUUAUUGAUUAUAAGGGAUUUCGUGCCAUAAUUGAACCGGUAAUUCACAAAAAACCGGAAUCGUAUAAAAAUAACUUGUGUUUCGGAUCAGUGGAUUUUGGAGAUAAUGUUGUGAACUGUACCGAUGCUGAUAUUUUGACGGACAUCCGACAGCUUUGUAGAUGUAUGGGUAAUAAAUCACAGGAAAUUGUUGACUGUCACCGCAAAACUCAUUCUAUCCAAUUAUCCAUAAAUACGAUUGUGACGAAAGGCGACGAUAAUCGUAGUUAUAUGGCCGAUAUGACGACAUUUUUUCCUCCUGAUCCUAAUUUUCUACUUAAUCUUCCUUCUAUUUUAAUAAGUCCGAAAAUGAAAGAGGAAAAUUUUCCACGUGCUGCAAGGCAUCAACACACUUACUUUCGAGAAUACUUUUGGAAAAUUUUUCGACGAACCCGUUUCCAGAUCUAUUUGAAAAAACUAGAUAAUUUUGUUAAUCCGUUGUGUUCUAAAAUUAUUCUGGAAGAUGUGAAAAAAAAUGCAUUACAUUUUGAGGAAGGAAAUGAACAUGAAAUUGAAAGGCUCGAUUCAUUCCUUGAACGUGCUCAGAAACUGGUCGGAGACGAAAUAAACUUUAAGGAAGAGUGGGAAAAACAUUGCCUGAUUAUGCAGUGUGAAGGAUCCAGCGAAAAUCGAACUUUUUUCUGCUCUGGUAACCCUAACGCUUUUAAUCGUGACCUUAGGAUACCAUUAAUGAAACAGAGGGAAUUUCAUCGAGACCAAUUUAUUCUGGCCAAAGCUGCAGAUUUCAUGCUCACAACUCAUAUUUCCGACUUUAUUGAAAGUCAUGUCAACGAUUAUUCAAUAAUAGAUGGAUUCUCACUUACUUCAAAGCUACAUACCUUUGGAAUAAAUAUUCGAUAUAUGGGAAAUAUUACAAAGCGACUGCCAGAUGGCCACUUCCUUAUUCCUAUUUUUAUAUUAGAGAUGAUAAAUAGAGCCGCUAAGCAUAUAUUUAGACGAUUUAUUACAAAUGUUGAAUUACAUCACAAGGCAGCUGCAACAUCCCAUUUCUUAAAUUGCUAUUUAAGCCAUCAAACGGAUUCAAAGAAAAGUUUGCUAGAAUUCGACUGCUUGAGUAUGAGAAAGGUGAAAAGAAGACGGUCACAUAGUAGUACACGAGUGAGCUUCACUGAGAAUCUUGAAUGGACGAAUGCGACAAGACAAUCGCUUUUGGCAGAAAUAAAAGAGGAUAUGGUGAAAAGCUUUCAAUUUGUUAUACCCGUUGAGUGUCAGGAUAUUGCAAAGCUUAUAGAGAUUCACGCUUUGAAGAAGGUUUGCUUUCUCCGAGCCUUUUGUAAAACAAAUGGUGUUCAAGUUCAUCAGAGAGAUUAUGAAUUUGAAAGUGAAAAUAAGAUUUUCUCUCCUGAAGAUAUUUUGAUGUUUUAUCCCUUAGUCAAAAUUUCAUCAACAAAGUCUAACUACGCCGAUUGUCUGGUUGGUCUCUGCCGUAAGGAGCUAGGCGCAAGAAAUUGGAAUUUGGCUCAUCAUUAUAUCAAAUAUGCUAUACUCAUUAACAAGGAAAUAUACGGUCCAAUCCACAUCGAUUUGUCCAUAUGCUAUCGAAUUCUUGCGAUGAUAUGUUUUUUAACUGAAAACUUUCAUCAAGCCAUUAUAUCUCAAAGAGAUGCUCUGAUGCUCAUCGAAAAAGUUAAAGCUCACGAUGAUCCAACACUGGCCCAGGAGUUUCAGUUGGCUGGCGUUUUUCAUUUUGCUCAAAAUAUGUUUGAAGAGUCUAUGCAUUCCCUGUUCAGAGCUCGUCAAAUUUUCUAUUUGUCAUCACCGUCCUUGAGACCUCAUCCAAUGAUUGGAAAGAUAGAUUUUUGUUUGGGCGUAAUCUUUUUACAAGUUGGUGAUAUUAAACGUGCUCUUUUACACUUACGAACGUCCGUUAGAAAUCUUCAAAAUUGUGGAAAGAACACAACUAGUAAAUCAUUGAUAUGUCAGCAAAUGAUUGCCUAUUGCUAUUUACUAUCGUUGGAUUAUGAAAAUUGUAAAAUAGAACAAGAAAGAUUGAACAAGCUAUUGAGGGAAACCGAGUCGUUUCAUGCUUGGCCAGUCUUUGAAAUUGAAAAUUGCGUUAAUGACCUCCAAAAGGAACAGAAAAGGCGACUGGAAGUUAGGGGAAACCCCAAUAUGGCUUUUACUGAAAUAUUGGAAAUCACCUCGGGUCGGCUACGGUUGGAUCGAGUGUAUAUGUUAAACUUGAUUGCGUUCGUAAGUGACAUUGAAAGACGUGAAGCAACGCCUCUACCAAGAUUUCCGGAAAAACUUAAUCUAGAAGAAUGGCCGCUGAAAAGUAUGUACUUUACAGAAAGAAGAGGUCCAUAA
Messenger RNA from Dimorphilus gyrociliatus, 5421 nucleotides. Lineage: Eukaryota; Metazoa; Annelida; Polychaeta; Dinophilidae. The record is from the annotation of a GenBank genome assembly.